Messenger RNA from Drosophila kikkawai, 3796 nucleotides. Its product is annotated as erythroid differentiation-related factor 1. Gene Ontology annotation, biological process: positive regulation of DNA-templated transcription. Lineage: Eukaryota; Metazoa; Arthropoda; Insecta; Diptera; Drosophilidae. The record is from RefSeq and is a predicted model, not a curated record.
GCACCACUACAGUGUUGGGCAACGGUGCAGCUGCCAGCUGUGCCGGCAAAACAAAAACACACUUUACGCGAAGUUUCUUGAAUAUUCCACGACUUUAUUGGAAUUUGUCAAGUGUCCGGAUGAGCCACAUCAACCAUGGAAGACAGAAACGAAGAGAUUGAACCCUGCCGCAGUAUAGGGCCCCACGAGCUGGACGUGGUCAAGAGCCAGGCGGUGAUCAAGCUGUCGCCCGUCCCACUCCCCGCGCACUUCAAGCGGCUGGAGUGCAACACGAACCUUAAUCUGCCGCCGCUCAACUGGCUGACCACGUCUCACAGCAGCCACGGACUGCACCAGGCGCUGUACCAGAGCGCAGGCUUCGCCAGCUUUCGGCUGGGCCAGAUGUUCCCCGACUGCGUGGGCGAGGUGGACGUGGUGAGCGACGCGGAGAAUAUUAAGCAGCUGCUGAAACUGCCUUACAGUGCCCAGAGUGCCAUCAGUAUGGUGGUGCACAAGGUGGGCAACACGUUGCUCCUCGACGAGUUCGACAUCCAAAAGUAUUUGCUACGCAAGGCGGACGACGACUGGAAGUGGCUCCGCACCUUCAUCCUGGAGCACAUACUGACCUACGGCGACACGCAGCACAACUACUGCCUAAAGGAGCGAUCGCGCGAGGCGCUGCAGACGAAAAACCUCCUCUCCAAGUUCCUGUAUCACAGCUUAAAGCAAACUGGCGAGGAGCUAGACUACGAUGUGGCCACCACGCCCACGCAACUGACUAGCAGGAGGCAGGGACUGCCCAUCACGGGACCCGUUCUGCCCGAGCCCAAGAUCGAGGAGAACGUGCCGGACCCCAAGUCCAGCCAUGCCUUUAAUAGGAACGUGGUGUGGACCUUCGAGGACAUACGCAUGCUGAUCGGCACCGAUAUGCCCAUCUUCGGCGGACCCAACAGGCCGUGCAUCAGCCUGCGCUUAAGGGACGCCGCCCAGCCCAUCAACGUGCUGACCGGCAUAGACUAUUGGCUGGAUAACCUCAUGUGCAACGUACCGGAGGUGGUGAUGUGCUACCAUUUAGACGGCAUUGUGCAGAAGUACGAGAUCAUUAAGACUGAGGAUCUGCCCUACCUGGAGAACUCGCAGUUCUCGCCGCAGGUGGUCCGCAACGUGGCCCAGAAUAUCCUGGCCUUCCUAAAGGCCAACGCCACCAAGGCGGGCCACACCUACUGGCUGUUCAAGGGGCGCAACGACGACGUGGUCAAGCUGUAUGACCUCACCACUCUCUGCCAGAGUCAGAGCCAGACAGCGGAGAAGUCCGAGGGUGAUCCGCCGCAGCAGCAGGUUAAUCCCUUCACCGUGCCCGUUGGCAUGCUGCUGUACUCGGUGGCGCGGAACAUGAAGAACACGCUGCCGCGCAUCAGUCCCAAGGCCGCUGGCAACAUACGCGCCCUUCUGGACAACUGCAUCAAGCUGCUGCCGAAGGAGCAAUAUCCGCAGAUCGUAAGCUCCUCGCACUACAUCCUGUCGGACCUCCAUGUGCCAGCGGGAAUAGAUCCCAAGGCGCCCAAGUUCGAGGAGGAUUCUGACGACCAGUCCCUAUAUGACGACGACGAAGAGGACGAGGAGGAUGACUAUGAGGACGAUCUUCUCAACUGCGACUAUCCCAGUGAGAAGAGUUACCAAAGCAGCGAGCAGGGCGGCGGACGGGCCAACGUGGCUGUCCGCCACAUCUGUGACGCCCUCAGGGACUUCAAGUCGCACGCCAAAAAGGCCAAGCCAGCCCCGCUCCUGGCCACGACUGCCGAACGAUGCAGCAUAUCGUUGGAGCACAUCAGCUCGGGGCUUUCGUGCCUGCAGUACUUCAAUGGCAGCCAGGAGGAGAAGCUCAAGGAGUCGGAGACGCAUGCCAAGCAGGAGGAGAAGCAGCGCAUCCUGCACGAGGAGCAGAAUCCCAAUAUGGCCAAGCCCUUCAGUGCCAUCCCGCUGCCCUACGAGCAGCUGAAGCUGACUCAGCAACAGGCGGUGCCGGCGCUGAAGAAACCAAGCUCCAAAGCCAAACGGAGCAAGUCCAAGGAACUGGCCACCACAGCCAAAACCAAAUCCUCGACUGCCAGCAAUCGGCAGUUGAGUGCCAAGUUCAACACCCAGCACUUUGGCUCCUGGAACGUGCACCUCAAGCUGCUUCUGCUGGAGAAGGCCUGCCUGACGUUUGCCACCCUGGCGGAACAGCACUACGAGUCGCGCCACUACGGCUCCACGCUGCGCUUCAUUGAGCUGGCCUGCCGGUGCCAGCAGGUGCUCAACAAGUACAUGGCCAAUGUGGUCUCCCAGUACAGUUGCCUGCUGGGCCGGGCUGGCGAUUGCUUCUUUCAAAUGUCCAAGCACUGGGAGGCCAUCGAGGAGUACGAACAGCAGUACGAGGAGCAGGAUAAAUCCGUGGGCGUUAUUAACGACGAGUUGUCGCAAGAGCUGGAGGGAGAGGAGGAAGAGCUGCCCACUCUGGCCCCGGUCAAGAACGUGGAGCAGGUGAUGCUGCACAGCUGCAAGUGCUACGAGCUGGCCCUGGAGCACGCCCAAAAGGCGGAGAGCAACGAACUGCUACGGAGACUGGGAAACGUUAGGAACGAGCUGGGCCUGAAGUACAUGUACUGGGCGCAGGAGGAAUACAGCGAUGUGAUGAAGCAGAAGGAGUCUGUCAAGGCUGCAGGAGAUACCAAGCUGGAGGACACACAGAGCUCUGAAUCCGUCGAUCCGCUCUACGUGAAACUGACUGUCAAUUCCUAUGACUGCCUGCGUCGUGGCAUCGAUGCCUUCACUGCCGUUCAGGACAAUGUAAAUCUGGCUUUUCUCUACUGCAACAUGGGCAGGUUCAUGCGCCUGCGGGCCCAUCUCACCAUGCCAAAUGAGAGCGCCAUCGCCUUGGACACCCAAAAAGCAUUUUACAACGAGGCCUUCAACUACUAUGAGAAGGCCAAGGACUGCCUGGACACAAGGAAGGCCAACGCCGAGCUAUGGGACCUUGUCCACUGGGAACUCUCCACUGCCACCUUCACUUUGGCGAAACAGUUGCAGGACUACAGUGCAGCUGACAUGACCAGCCUGGCGGAGGCAUCCAAAGAAGUACUGGAACUAUUGCAGAAAUCCCUGAAACUCUGUGAUGUGGAGCACCCGGGGGCUCGCCAAGUGCUGUACAGCUUUAGAUCGGGGCUGAUACACAAGAGAAUUGCCUCCUUUCACUACUCGCAACUUCGUUCCCAUGGCAGCUGUGAGUUUUCUCAACUGCCCAAAGCCACCUUGCAGCUCUGCAAAUAUCACUACGAAAAGGCCACGCAGAUACUGGAGGUCCUCAAGGAAACGGGCGAGUUGCUGGUGGUGCAGCUGGAGCGGAUCUCCCUGCACGAGUUCCUCGCCGAACUUUCCACGCACCCCGCCCAGAAGAUCAAGCAAAUGCAAGCGGCUUUGGACAUUUGCUUGCAGUGCCAUCUCAUUUUUGCUCACGUCAUCGAUGCUAACAGUGGCCAAGCGGCCGACGACGAGUUUGCCGGCCAUUUGACGCUCUUUGAGAGCCGCUUGCAAAACGCUCUGAAGACUCUCACCAAGCUGCUGCUGACCGGCAAGGAUCCCAAGCAGCUGUCCAAGCUGUACAAGCGCAUGUAUAUGGAAACCUUGACUGGGAAACAUGGCACAGGGGCCCAGCAAUCGCCGGCAACUGGCUCAAAGCAUUUGCACACGCUGCUCACCCGGCUGCGCGCCAUGUGCGACGCCCAGCUGGCCAGCGACUAGCCGUCCGUACGUGUCUUCUGAUGGUUUUCGCCCCCCC